CCGCGCGCUGCGUGUAUGGAGGAAGCAGCUGCUGAUCUGAUCUCUGACAUUGUGCGAGACAGACCUCUGAAUAAACUGCCCGCAGACGUGUCUUUAAACGCACCGCACCGGGACACGCCGUGCAUGAUUACCUCUUUGAUUUAAUGGGUCCAAUCAUUGGGAUGUCACCAGAUAAGAAAACGGAAAUUCCGGGUAUGCAAGAGGAGCGGACGGGGCUCAGAGGUGUUUGCGGCGUGGGAACACUGCCCGAGGCAGAGUGUGCAUCCAGUCCACUGGCAACUAGUGUGGAUCGCUCGGGUGGCACUGAGGAUGAGGAGCUCACUAACCUCAACUGGCUUCACGAGAACCUGCUUCAGAACUUCACUCUGGGGGGUCCUGAAGCUCAGCCAAGUGGCAGUCCCCUCUUCGACAUAGAGGGCGACUACGGGUCAAACCAGGGCCCAUCCUCUUCUUCCUCGUCUUCACCGCACGGCAGGAGCAGGGAGCGGGACUCGUUGAAGUCGAAGCCCCCUUUCUCAUUUUCCCUGCUCAUCUACAUGGCUAUAGAGCAGUCUCCCAGCAAGUCCUUGCCAGUUAAAGAAAUCUACGGCUGGAUUCUCGAGCACUUCCCUUAUUUUUCCAAUGCCCCAACUGGCUGGAAGAAUUCAGUUCGCCACAACCUGUCCUUGAACAAAUGCUUCCGCAAGGUCGAAAGGAGUUUGGGAAAGGCCAACGGAAAAGGUUCGCUCUGGUGCGUCGACCCCGAGUACCGCCCCAACUUAAUCCAAGCCCUUAAGAAGCAGCACUUCCCAGCCGCACAUGCCUUCUGCACACCACCCGCCUCCCCACCCAGUGCCUCCUCACCCCCACGCCAUCUCUUUCUACAAGGUUGCUCAUUCAAAGAGUCUGACAUUGAUGCUGCCACUGCCAUGAUGCUCUUAAACUCUGCCCCUGGGCACCACGUUGACCCAUGCAAUUCUGACGGCCCGCUGGACCUGUCCCGACCCGACUCUGUUCUGGUGAGCAGCGAUCCAAAGCAGGACCACAACUACAGCAGCGUCGCUCUGCAGCGCUGCUCCUCCCGCUCCUCCUCCUCUUCCUCCUCCUCCCUCUCCUCCCUGGACGAAGGAGGCUGCGAACGCAGGCAGUCCCGUCGCGCCGGCAGCGAGGGCUUCCACAGCGAUGAAGAUUCCGACCUCUGGGAUGAGAGGGGCGUCCACCAGACCUCGCGGUGUCCACCUGCCAUCAAGUGGCCCGCCGGCAAGAGGGCGCGGCGCGAAGUGAAGGUGGAGCUGGACGAGGAGCUGAAGGAGGCGGCCGGGUCCCUGCUGCACCUCGCCGGUAUACGUAGCUGCACAGAGGGAUCCAAACGCACUGUCAAGAGCACAAAACUUAACAGGAAAUAAAGUUUCUUUUGCCCCCCCCCCCCCCGUAAGACUCCAGACCCCGUGAACCCUAACCUCUGACCCCUGCUCAUGUGUCCCAGUGUGCCUCCUUCUCCUUACCUGAUCGUUCAUUGGCCAUUUUGAGCCUUUUUUUUUUGUUUGGGAGUAUCUCUGUCCAACAAAACAAAUGGCAAUAGUAUCGUUCACACAGGAGAACAAAGCCAUAUAGAGUAACUCGGGGGUAACUCCUGGGGGUGGGUGCCUGGGCUAUGGAGAACCAUCAAGAUUCCUAUCCAAAACAACCUGCCUACAUCUGUUGGAUAAGAAGAUUGUGAUUCAAGAAUUUUCCUCUCUGAAAGACAAAAACGGGGAAAAAAAAAAAGCUGAAGCUUUUCUAACUCAAGGCGUUGCAUGCUUCCUCCUCAAACCUGUAUCCUCUUCCAAGUGAAUCUAUUUAUGAAGCGAAUGAGUGCAUGUUUGUAACAGACAAAAAUCUAACCUCCUGGUGUUCAUUUUCUCCUUUUUGUGCUAAAGAAGAAAAAAAAAAAAGUUGCCACUGUUUGAAAAGCAGUCCUUGCUCAACGAAUCCUCUUAUAAGAGAGAUGCAAUAAUUAAUCCACAACCUUAACUUUGACAUUAUUCCUUGGUGGCAUUUUUCCGAGUUGAGUAUGCUAGUUAAACUUUACAAUUAAGAUAAUGAAUGGAGUAGUAUUAUCAUCUUGUUAUGCGAUAAACUUGCUACACACAAGCUACGGCUGUGUUUCAGGAUUUGCAGGAUGUGGGAAUAGUAUUACUCUGCCACUGCCAAAUUUAGUUGCAAAGUUAGCUACGGUACUGAGCUCAGUUCUGUGCAGCCAUCACCUUACAAACUGUCUUCUUUUUUCUUUCACUUGUCUGUUUUUCUUUUGUCGCUGCUCAUCCCGUCGAUCCCCGUCACUCAUUGUGUCAUACGUUCAUGUUUGCUGACAGCCUAUGCAAAGUGAACAUCUGCCCUAAUCUGCCACAUGUUCACUGUGUGCUCAUAGGUUAUCUGUAGAUCUUUUUCAGUUUUUUUUUUUUUUUUUUUUUUGCGUGUGUAUCGCAGUGCAUGUCCACUUCAGUCUGAACCUGAGAUGAAAAGACGCGUCUCUACUACUACUGAUGAAUAAGGCUCCGGUGAAUAUUAAUUUACUGAUGUGGCGACAGAUCUGCUGUUGGGUUGCUUGGUGCUCUGCUUGCUUCUGGUGCUUUUGAAUGCAGACCUGGUUAAAAAGUAAGGACCAGGAGUGGUGGGAAAUUACCACGGCGUCACGCUCUUUGUUUGGGUUUGGAGUUUGAUUAUAUCUCUGUGUGCUGUCCGUGCAUUUUGCGUCAUGGACGGAGGAAAUUGCUAAAUUGUGUAGACCAUUAUUUGCUGAAUGUGGAUAGUCACACAACUUGAUCGAAGACGUGUCUGAUUUUGGUUCACUUGUUCGAAGAAGUGUCUGAACGGAGCAUAAUCAACUGUAGGGAAGGCGAUGGUGUAGCCACGGCCAGGAAGGAGUGAUCUUUGUAUGUGCAGUCGCCUGCAUGGUGAGAUGUUGAAGACCUGCUGCUCUCAUGUUGUGCCCUCAGUUCUGGCUGACUGCUGGCGUUUUCGUCCUUGUUCUUCCUGCUAGAACAAAAUAAGGAAGCGCCCGCUCUCUUCUCAAGCUGUGAAACGGAGUGUUUAUUAUCAGUUGAUUACAUGCAGUUUGCUGAGGGGAAGUUGCACUUGUACCAUAGUUUUCAUUUGAGCUCUUAAAAAAAAAAAAAAAAAAAAAAAAGCUGCGUGGCAGCGCACAUUACAGCGUAGCG
Salarias fasciatus (jewelled blenny) is the source of this 3179-nucleotide messenger RNA. RefSeq names its product forkhead box N2a (gene foxn2a). Gene Ontology annotation, molecular function: cis-regulatory region sequence-specific DNA binding; DNA-binding transcription factor activity. Lineage: Eukaryota; Metazoa; Chordata; Actinopteri; Blenniiformes; Blenniidae. The record is from RefSeq and is a predicted model, not a curated record. The transcript is spliced from 6 exons. Gene Ontology annotation, biological process: regulation of DNA-templated transcription. Gene Ontology annotation, cellular component: nucleus. The coding region runs from base 144 to 1385 and encodes 413 amino acids.